Danio aesculapii is the source of this 5878-nucleotide messenger RNA. RefSeq names its product receptor tyrosine-protein kinase erbB-4. The transcript has 27 exons. NCBI's taxonomy places the organism in Eukaryota, Metazoa, Chordata, Actinopteri, Cypriniformes, Danionidae. The coding region runs from base 242 to 4420 and encodes 1392 amino acids. The record is from RefSeq and is a predicted model, not a curated record. Gene Ontology annotation, biological process: positive regulation of kinase activity; protein phosphorylation; multicellular organism development. Gene Ontology annotation, molecular function: ATP binding; epidermal growth factor receptor binding; transmembrane receptor protein tyrosine kinase activity. Gene Ontology annotation, cellular component: basal plasma membrane; signaling receptor complex.
UCGAGGUAAUGAAAUGGUUACAAGUCCUUCAGUCCGGAUAAUCAACCACAAUUACUUAAAAAACCCGCAAACAGCUCAAAAAGCCAAACAGUCCAGCUGUGAUUACUGACAAAGGAUGUGCUCUGAAACGAAGACGUGAGUGAGUGCGCGCGCUGGAGACGCAAACGCUGGACUGUCAAUGCCCGGAUUCUCUAUUGAUCAUGCUAAUGUGUGGAGAUAUAACUUCUUAAAAUAAGCAGAAAUGUGGCCGGUUCGCUUCCUUCUCCUCUUCUGCCUGGUCUUCACGUUUGCGGUGCUUCAGAGGAGCAGCGGGCAGUCAGUGUGUCCUGGCACUGAUAACAAGCUCAGCACGCUGUCGGAUUUGGACCAGCAGUACAAAACUCUUCGGAAGUUCUACGUGAACUGUGAGGUGGUCAUGGGUAAUUUGGAGAUCACCAGUAUUGAGAGGAACCGGAACCUGUCUUUCCUCAAGUCUAUCCGGGAGGUGACCGGUUACGUGUUGGUGGCUCUGAACCAGUUUGACUAUCUUCCUCUGGAGAACCUACGGAUCAUCCGAGGCACUAAACUCUAUGAAGGACGCUACUCUCUGGCCAUCUUUCUCAACUACAGACGAGACGGCUACUUCGGCCUGAGACAGCUCGGCCUCAGGAACCUGACAGAAAUCCUGAAUGGAGGUGUGUAUGUGGAUCAGAAUAAGUUCUUGUGUCAUGCGGACACCAUCCACUGGCAGGACAUCAUCAAAAACCCUCGAUCUGAACUCCUGGUUGUGCCGUCGAACAACAGUGGCAACACAUGCAGAAGGUGCCAUCGCUCCUGUAACGGCCGCUGCUGGGGUCCUCAGGAGGAUCAGUGCCAGAGCUUGACGAAGACGGUGUGUGCGGAGCAGUGUGACGGUCGAUGUUUUGGGCCGUAUGUCAGUAACUGCUGUCACCGUGAAUGUGCAGGAGGCUGUUUCGGAACCAAAGACACCGACUGCUUCGCUUGCACCAACUUUAAUGACAGCGGCGCCUGCGUGACUCAAUGUCCUCAACCAUUCGUCUACAAUCCAACGACAUUCCAGCUUGAGCAUAAUCCCAACGCCAAAUACACCUAUGGAGCGUUCUGUGUCAAGAAAUGCCCACAUAACUUUGUGGUGGAUCACAGCUCUUGUGUCAGAGCCUGUCCGAGCAACAAGACGGAGGUGGAGGAAAAUAACAUCAAGAUGUGCAUCCAGUGCACUGAAAUCUGUCCAAAAAUGUGUGAUGGUAUAGGAACCGGCAGCCUUCAAUUAGCCCAAACUGUCGAUUCCAGCAACAUUGAGAAGUUUGUCAACUGCACCAAGAUCAACGGCAACCUCAUCUUCCUCAUCACAGGCAUCAAAGGAGACAUGUAUCAUGGCAUCAGUGCUCUGGAUCCGGAGAGACUAAAUGUUUUCCGCACCGUCAGAGAGAUCACAGGUUACUUGAACAUCCAGUCUUGGCCUGAAAAUAUGACUGACCUUAGUGUUUUUUCCAACCUUGUCACCAUAGGAGGAAGAACUCUCUACAGUGGUAUUUCUCUGCUGAUCCUGAAGCAGCGCUGGAUCACAUCUCUGCAGUUUCAGUCUCUGAGAGAGAUCAGCGCCGGUAACGUCUACAUGACCAACAACAGCCAGCUCUGCUUCUACAGCACAGUCAACUGGACGUCUCUGUUUCGCACCAGCACACAGAAAGCCCUGAUCAAGAACAACAGAGAGCCCAGAGAGUGCUCUCAACAGAGGAUGGUUUGUGAUCCGCUGUGUUCAGUGUCAGGAUGCUGGGGUCCCGGGCCAAAUCAGUGUCUGUCCUGUAAAUACUUCAGCAGGGGAAGAACGUGUGUAAGGUCCUGUAAUCUGUAUAAUGGAGAUGUUCGAGAGUUUGCCAAUGGAUCUGUGUGUGUGGAGUGUGACAGUCAGUGUGAGAAGGCUGAAGAUAAAUCUCUUACCUGUCACGGGCCUGGUCCAGAUCACUGUGUAAAGUGUCUGCAUCUCAAAGACGGGCCCAACUGUGUGGAGAAAUGCCCUGAAGGUCUGCAGGGAGCAAACAGCUUUAUCUUCAAAUAUCCUGAGACCAACAACGAGUGCCAUCCCUGCCAUCCCAACUGCACACAGGGGUGUACUGGACCCCGGAUCCAAGAUUGUAUCGGGAUGCUGGACAGGACUCCUCUGAUUGCAGCUGGGGUGAUUGGUGGGAUGUUCGUGGUCGUAAUUGUGGCUCUUGGAUUUGCCAUCUUUUUCCGCCGAAAGAGCAUAAAGAAGAAGAGAGCUUUACGUCGUUUCCUAGAAACAGAGUUGGUGGAGCCUUUAACACCCAGUGGCACGGCUCCCAACCAGGCACAGUUGCGUAUACUGAAGGAAACUGAACUCAAGAGGGUCAAGAUCUUGGGAACCGGAGCCUUUGGCACUGUUUACAAGGGAAUCUGGGUUCCAGAAGGGGAAACUGUGAAGAUCCCUGUGGCCAUAAAGAUACUCAAUGAAAGCACAGGACCUAAAGCCAAUGUGGAGUUUAUGGAUGAGGCGCUGAUCAUGGCCAGUAUGGAGCAUCCUCAUCUGGUGCGUCUUUUAGGGGUCUGCUUGAGUCCCACUAUUCAGCUGGUGACUCAGCUCAUGCCCCACGGCUGCCUGCUGGACUACGUUCAUGAACACCAGGACAACAUCGGCUCACAGCUGCUGCUCAACUGGUGUGUGCAGAUCGCAAAGGGUAUGAUGUAUCUGGAAGAGAGACGGCUGGUGCACAGGGAUCUUGCGGCUCGUAACGUGCUGGUUAAAUCUCCAAACCACAUCAAGAUCACUGAUUUUGGGCUCGCACGACUGCUGGAAACCAAUGAAAAGGAGUACAGUGCGGAUGAAGGCAAGAUGCCCAUCAAGUGGAUGGCUCUGGAGUGUAUUCACUAUAGGAAGUUCACACACCAGAGUGAUGUAUGGAGCUACGGAGUGACUAUCUGGGAGCUGAUGACAUUUGGAGGAAAGCCUUACGACGGGAUUCCCACACGGGAGAUUCCAGACAUCCUGGAGAAAGGCGAACGUUUGCCUCAGCCGCCCAUCUGCACCAUAGAUGUCUACAUGGUCAUGGUCAAAUGCUGGAUGAUUGAUGCUGAUAGUCGUCCACGUUUUAAAGAACUGGCCGCAGAGUUCAGCCGUAUGGCCCGAGACCCGCAGAGAUACCUCGUCAUACAGGGUGAUGAUAGGAUGAAGCUUCCCAGCCCAAACCACAGCAAGUUCUUCCAGAGUCUUCUGGAUGAGGAGGAGCUGGACGACCUGAUGGACGCUGACGAGUACCUGGUUCCUCAUUCCCUAAAUGCCCCUCCUACUUCCCAUAUACCACACCCACAUGUAGAUUCAAAUCAGAAUCAGUUUGGGUAUCAUGAUGGAAGUAGGUGUCCUGAGGAGGUAACAGGCUUUUAUGAAGGGGCUGCUACUGGAAAUGGACCCUCAGUUCUGGGAAGUGCACAACGAGCAGGUCUGGAUCUGGUGGAGGAGCAACACUGUAAUGGCAGCUUGAAGAAACAGGCCACGGUUCAUUCAGUGGAGGACAGCAGUGGUCAACGGUACAGUGCAGACCCCACUGUCUUGCUGGGAGAGAAAACACAGAGAGAAGAUACAGAUGAGGAUGGGUACAUGUCCCCUAUGAAGGACAAGAUCUCCACAAAUCAUUUGAAUCCCGUUGAGGAGAAUCCUUUCGUAACGAGACGCAAAAGCAAAGACGUUCACGCACUGGACAACCCGGGUUACCACAACACCCCUGACGGAAAGCCUAAAUGUGAAGACGAGUACAUCAACGAGCCCCUUUACCUCAACACGUUCAACAACGCCAGUGACAUCCACCAGGAGAUGUUACGGAAGAACGGAGUCUCCAUCCCAGCACAGGUGACCACGGCUGGCCAUAUCUCACAGACGGGUAAACCCCAUCACCACAGCCACGGGCCGCAUGUUCACUUCGCCAUACCUCCAGUUCAGCCGGUGCACCCCGGACCCAUGAGCCAAAACGAUCACCAUGCACAUUCAGUUCAGUCAGGUCACGAUCACGCCGUCAAAUCCGGCCCAUCAGCAGGUCAGAUCUGUCUAGUGAGCCAUCAAGUCCAACAGGGACACCUGAGCAAAUCCAACCGUUCACCACAACAGUUUCAAUUGGCGGCAGGUAAACUACCAGGUCACCCGGUGCAGCCAGGCAGCCAGAUUGGGACCGUUUUAGUGGACAAGAUGUACAAAAACAGCUUUGACAAUCCAGAGUAUUGGCAGCACAGCCUUCCUCCACCUCAAAUCUCCCAGGACCCUUCUUCGGCGGUCUGCAAUAACAAGUUCCUUUACAAGCAGAACGGCCGCGUUCAGCCUCCAGUGGCAGAAAACCCAGAAUAUCUGUCUGGUAUGAAGCCGGGAAUGGUCCUGCCUCCUCCUCCAUACCGGCAGAGGAACACUGUGGUCUAACAUCCAGGUCUCCAUGCUCUGUAGAGCCUGGUUCUUCUACCAGCACCUUAAAUGUCUUUCCUUUUAUCCUCAAAAAACGUUGAAUGCGAAUAACGUAAGCCACUGAACAGACGUUAUAAGACAAAACAAAAAAAUCAUUGAAGGAAAAGGUCAACUCAACUUAAUUCAACUCAACACAACUCCAUUCAUCCCCAUCCACCUCGCCAUGCAAGAACUUUUGUUUCCCUUCUACAGGUAUUUUAAUGAGCCUCAAACCAGGAUGUCAAUGAAGAUCUGAAGCUACACUGAUCGAACAUUCAGGCCCAAUCUCAAUUCUACCCCUUAGCCCUUCCCCUUACCCCAACCCCUUGUUUUGCGCGUUCCUUUGAAGGGGUAGAGGUGUCCCAAUUCUCUUUAGCUUGAAGGCGUAGGGCUAAAGGCAAGGGGUACAUUCCCCUUCGAACAAAGAUUUUUCAGCACCACACUCGUAUCCAAGGGUAAAGUCUAGAUCGGAUACGCGGCCAGCCGGAAGUGUGAUAUACACAUUAAUAUAGCAUAAUUUUUUUACGACACUGUAUUACAAUAAUUAAUAUUUUUACAGUACUGUGAUGGUUUGGUUUAGGGUUGGGGAUGGGAUAGGCGUUAAAAAAUACAAUUUAUUGGGUAAUUUAUUUGAUAGCAUAAAUAAUACUCUGUACAACUCGGUACAACUACUGUACGAUCUUAUUGCCACAUUAGAUCAUUAUGAUAAUAUAAUAUAUGCCUUCAGUGAUUUCCUGAAGAUAAAUACCAAACAAUAACACAACUGGAAUAACUACAGCAGUCGCGAUCGUCUGAUCUCAUAUGAAGCAAGAGAUCACGAUGACAUAUGAUGACGUGUGCAGGUGCUGUAUUGGUUUCCCAUUUCUUAGGGCUAAGUUUUGAAGCCCUUCCCAUAACACUCGGUUAGGGUAGAGCUACAAAAAUAGAAUUGGGAUUGGUCCACCAGUUAGCAAAUGUUUUCAGAGAAUCUCUCAUCCACACUGAAACAAUGGACCAUACUGAAAGACCAGACAUAGGUUUUCAUUAGGGCUGCACGAUACUGUAACAGUAUACAAUAUGUGAUGUUGUUGAGUAUUAAGAUAAAAAUAUUUCUUACGAUAAAAGGUUCCCCUAGAAAAACAUGCUAUUUUUAUUAGCUGUUUUUAAAUUAACAGAUUUUUUCAGAUCUAAUUCAGACUAAAGAACAUAGCUGCCAACAUUUGUCUCUGAAAUGCCGGGAGAUUGGGAGAGGUGGAAAUGGGGUGUUUGAGUAACACAGUUGAGAACCUUGGGGCGUGGUAGUGUUUGUGGUGUUAGUAACUGUACUAUGGACCGGGUUUCGGGUGGCCGUGGCGAUCAGAUACUACAUCAAAUUUGGCGACCGGGGAUGUUACAGACUGUACCAAAAAGGUGAGGACCAGGUCGUGUGGGGGGGGGGAAUAGAUAGAUAGAUAGAUA